AUGUCACUCGUUGCAGGACCUGGGAUAGGAGGAUCACACUCAACCUUGCCGACAGACCUCAGCCUGGUGGUGGAAAAGCAUGUCAAAUACAUCCAACUGCUGGAUACUCGAAAAGAUGAACUCGACUACUGGUUGACCGAACACCUCAGAUUGAAUGGUGUGUAUUGGGGUCUGACGGCACUUCAUCUCCUGGGCCAUCCAGAUGCUCUACCUCGUGACAAAACCCUCCAGUUCGUCUUUGCUUGCCAGAAUCCGGAUGGAGGGUUUGGUGCUGCUCCUGGCCAUGAUUCCCAUAUGCUGUACACCGUCAGCGCCGUCCAGAUUCUUGCCACAAUCAAUGCGCUGGACGACUUGGAGGGGUCGGAAAGAGGAGGAAAGGAGCGAAUAGCAAAAUUUCAGACUGGAAUUGCUGAUGACCCCUGCGUAGACAUCGCAAACCUUCAGGACGCCGACACAGGUACUUUUGCCGGAGAUGAGUGGGGUGAGACGGACACGCGGUUCCUAUAUGGCGCCUUCAACGCCCUCUCCAUUCUAGACAUGAUGCACCUCGUGAACGUGGACAAGGCCGUUUCCCACAUUCAGGCGUGUGCAAAUUUUGAUGGAGGAUUCGGCCGUUCGCCCGGGGCCGAGUCUCAUUCCGGCCAAAUCUUCACUUGCCUUGGGGCUUUAACCAUCGCUCGCCGUCUGGACAUUGUGGAUCAUGAUCGGCUGGCUGCUUGGUUAAGUGAGAGACAACUUCCCAACGGUGGGCUUAAUGGUCGCCCAGAAAAACUUGAAGAUGUAUGCUACAGCUGGUGGGUUCUCAGCAGUAUCGCAAUGUUGGGAAAACUGCACUGGAUUGAUGCUACAGAGUUGACCCAUUUUAUCCUGAGAUGUCAAGACACCGACGAAGGCGGAUUUGCCGACAGACCCGGCGAUAUGGUGGAUGUAUUCCACACUGUGUUUGGUCUGGCAGGUUUGAGCUUGUUGGGCUAUGCGGGCCUCGUCGAGGUCGACCCCGUGUAG
Molecule: messenger RNA, 1005 nt
Organism: Fonsecaea multimorphosa CBS 102226
Lineage: Eukaryota; Fungi; Ascomycota; Eurotiomycetes; Chaetothyriales; Herpotrichiellaceae
Exons: 3
Coding region: 1-1005 (334 amino acids)
Biological process (GO): protein geranylgeranylation
Cellular component (GO): Rab-protein geranylgeranyltransferase complex
Molecular function (GO): Rab geranylgeranyltransferase activity
Source: RefSeq, a predicted model, not a curated record